AUGACUCACCGUAAAUGGGGAAGGAGGCAAGGAGCAGCCAUCGCUGGUAGCGUGGAGACAGAAGUGGCGACAUGGUCCAUAGGGAAGAGGCACAGGCAGGAAAUUGGAGGUAGCUGGGUAGAGGCAGAGGUGGUGGCUGUGGACACAGCUACACAGAUCUAUGGUGAGCGUCAAGGUAGCAUGACUGUGCGUACGAGGUGGCUGCAUCUGUGCUGGCGGCUGCAGAGGCAGCUGCAUCUGUGGUGCAGAUGGGAAUCAGAGGGCGACAGAGCUGCACGUAGGGUUUUGUACGAAGGGAACAAGUGGUGCUUGAGACUGCAAGGUGUUCUUUGCACUGCAGAAACUUAUGACUUGUUGCAACAAUGCAAGCUGGAAAGGUUAAUGUUCAUAAGAAUUAUAUCAGAGCCAGAGGUUAAUGGUGCAUGUUUGCUUCUGAGCUGGCAUGCAGAGACAUUGCUUUCUCUUGAAUUCACCCACUGUCAGCUUUAUCCUACUGUCAUGGAUAAGAUUUGCAGGAGUGUGUGCCAGAAGGGAUCUCAAAGUCAUGGAAUCCAACGAUUUAGUAUUAAAUCGUCACAAAUCUGUGAAACCAAGCCUCUGACCAUCUCUUCUGGUCUGUUAAACUUUUUGUCAUCUGGCAAGUCGUUGCACCUGCUGUCACUUAAUGAUACUAAGAUGCAGUCAUCAUUUGCUCAGAUGAUUAUUCACACUCUCCUUGAGUCAUCAUGUGGUUUACACACUCUUGAGAUAUUAGAAAACAAUAUCGCAGGCUGGCUUUCAAAUGUGAACAAAAGUUCUACAAACUCAUUAGCGCUGAAAUCAGAUAUUUUUAUGAACUCCCUGUCCGCUCUUAACCUGAGGGAAAAUAAUUUGCAAAAGGAUGAUGUUGUAGAUCUUCACAAAAUUCUAAUAAAAAUUCCUAACUUAAGAGAUUUAGAUAUAAGUGGCAAUCCAAUCAUGGAUGAAGGUAUCAGAUCAUUGAUCCCUUUCAUUUUGUGGUCUAUUCAGAAGGAAGAUCCACUUUUGAGAUUAACAGUCGAGAACUGUGAGUUGUCUAGUAUUGGUGUGAUUUUACUUCUGGAGUGCCUAACAACUGUCAAGCAACCCCUUGAUGCGCUAUCUAUAGCUGACAAUCAUUUAGGGAGGCGAGUUUUCCAUGGCAGCUGCAUUGGCCAAAUUCUUGGUUCACAUGCAAGGGCGUUAAAUGCUGCAGAUAUUGGCUUAGGAACAUUAGGUUUCCAAAUACUUGAGGAAGCAUUACCAAUGGAGGUAGCUCUUUCCCACAUCAACAUCAGGUAG
This is a messenger RNA of Miscanthus lutarioriparius, 1299 nucleotides long. NCBI's taxonomy places the organism in Eukaryota, Viridiplantae, Streptophyta, Magnoliopsida, Poales, Poaceae. The record is from the annotation of a GenBank genome assembly.